Funneliformis caledonium is the source of this 198-nucleotide messenger RNA. The record is from the annotation of a GenBank genome assembly. Lineage: Eukaryota; Fungi; Glomeromycota; Glomeromycetes; Glomerales; Glomeraceae.
UUAGAAUUUUACACCGAUGGAACUCUUACAGACGUCAGUCUUCCUUCAAUCAAAAUGAGGAUUGCUUGGUUACAAUCUCAUCAGAAUUCGCCCAUGGCCUUCUUUAACACCGCUUUAGCCUUCAGCUUUCUAUCAUCAUCAAUACCUGAAUUUGCAGCUCUGUUCACAGCACUCCUGACUGCUCCUACAAAUUGUAAA